ACGGUGGAUUUAGGGGGGAGAUAUUAUGAGGCUGGUGUCAUUAGGCGAUAGCUAUUGAAUCAUUCAAUCUUUACUCGUCGUUUCUUUUUCUUGAUAAUUUUCUUUCUCUCUCAGGUCAUUCCAUGGUUUUCAGAUCCCCUUUAGAGCUUUAUCCCUCCCAUUUCUUUCUGCCAAACUUCGCUGAUCGCCCUUUGCUCUUGGCGAACAGCACUCCCAGCACCAGGUCUCCAGAAGACUUGUCAAUGUUUCAGCUACCGACCCUCAACUUCUCUCCGGAGCAAGUGGCGAGCGUCUGUGAGACGCUGGAGGAAACCGGAGAUAUCGAACGGCUGGGACGAUUCCUGUGGUCCCUGCCCGUUGCACCGGGAGCAUGCGAGGCGAUCAACAAGCACGAAUCCAUCCUGCGAGCGCGCGCCGUUGUCGCCUUCCACACGGGGAAUUUCAGAGACUUGUACCACAUCUUGGAGAACCAUAAGUUUACCAAGGACUCCCACGGCAAGCUGCAGGCCAUGUGGCUGGAGGCGCACUAUCAGGAGGCCGAGAAGCUGCGUGGUCGCCCCUUAGGACCGGUUGAUAAGUACAGGGUACGAAAGAAGUUCCCUCUGCCCAGGACCAUCUGGGACGGCGAGCAGAAGACGCACUGUUUCAAGGAGCGUACACGCAGUCUCUUAAGGGAGUGGUAUCUCCAGGACCCGUACCCAAACCCGAGCAAGAAAAGAGAACUGGCUCAAGCCACAGGACUCACUCCCACACAGGUCGGAAAUUGGUUUAAAAACCGAAGGCAACGAGACAGAGCCGCAGCAGCGAAAAACAGGCUCCAGCAUCAAGGGAUGGGACAGAAUGGUAUGCGGUCUCUCUCAGAGUCCGGCUGCACUCCGCACAGCUCGGCCGAAUCGCCGUCGACUGCCGCCAGCCCCACCACCAGCGUAUCGAGCAUGACAGAACGAGUCGACACCGGAACGUCCAUUCUUUCCGUGACCUCUAGUGACUCGGAGUGCGAUGUAUGAUACAAAAAAGAGAAAUAUUUACAGGGAAUAUGGACCUGAACAACUAUGAAAUAUUUGGGGAUGAAAAAAGGACAAAUUGAUAUAAAUAUAAAAAAGAGAUAGGCCUAAAAGCACGUCUUUUUCAAGCGCUUUCAAUGGACCCACGCCUUCCCCCUACCCCCACCACUACUUGCAUGAUAUAUUUUUUUUGUAUCUGGGGAAAAUACUCUGAAUUCAUUAUUUCCACAUGGACCAUCCAGAAGAGGGAAUAACAAGAAUAUGGUGUUUAAUCGCCUUUUUCAUCUCCGUUUUAGUCCAAGUGAUGAUGCCGGUCAGCCAAGAUGCAAUCCUGUUUUACUUUAUGUUCAUCAGACAAUCAUUUAAGUCGUAAGCACCUUUUUACUACACUUCUGUCACUGCCUGUGUGGGGUACUGGUCAAAUGUUGAACUGAAUCGUUAUGACUGUAUCAGAUUUUUAUUUUUAUUUCAAGAUUUUAUAUUGAAUUAUGUAUAUCUCAAAUAAUGCGAUCAUUCUCCCGGUCUGUAAUAUACGUGUAGGAAAUAUGCUUGUACAUAUUAUUGCUCUCCUGUCUCCAUCCUCUUUUCUAUCCUUCCUCACUUUUCUCAACUUGGUGUUCCUACAUAAAAUAUUUGUCAAAGCGUAAAUCUAAGUGCUCUAGGCGUUUUGUUUGU
This is a messenger RNA of Hypomesus transpacificus, 1679 nucleotides long. RefSeq names its product SIX homeobox 3a (gene six3a). Gene Ontology annotation, cellular component: nucleus; transcription regulator complex. The transcript has 2 exons. Gene Ontology annotation, biological process: regulation of transcription by RNA polymerase II; eye development; brain development. NCBI's taxonomy places the organism in Eukaryota, Metazoa, Chordata, Actinopteri, Osmeriformes, Osmeridae. The coding region runs from base 123 to 1007 and encodes 294 amino acids. Gene Ontology annotation, molecular function: DNA-binding transcription factor activity, RNA polymerase II-specific; RNA polymerase II cis-regulatory region sequence-specific DNA binding. The record is from RefSeq and is a predicted model, not a curated record.